Messenger RNA from Humulus lupulus (European hop), 3695 nucleotides. RefSeq names its product SUPPRESSOR OF ABI3-5. The coding region runs from base 258 to 3479 and encodes 1073 amino acids. Gene Ontology annotation, molecular function: RNA binding. Gene Ontology annotation, biological process: mRNA splicing, via spliceosome. The transcript is spliced from 17 exons. The record is from RefSeq and is a predicted model, not a curated record. Gene Ontology annotation, cellular component: nucleus. Lineage: Eukaryota; Viridiplantae; Streptophyta; Magnoliopsida; Rosales; Cannabaceae.
UUAAAUUUAAAUCAGAUGUAGAUACAAAAGUCGUUAGGAGUUCUUCGCCCUAAAUAAAGAAGGAAACGUAAACAAGUGUGGACCGGGGCUAAGAAAAGCCCUAAGAAAGAAGAAAACAAGUGAAGAACGAAGAGGCUGUUUCACCGCUGAUUGAUUUCAAUAUCUCUUUGGGAAAAGAAAAAGGAAAAGGUUUACCAACGUUUCAUCUCCUGAAAGAUCACCAACAAGCUUUGCAGGGCUGUUCUGACUAGCGAGAAAUGGAUCCGGGUCGCUAUGGUCUUCAGCAAGGAUGGGAUAAUAACAGCGCUCUGGAGGGGUAUGGAGCAGUUCACGAGCCAAACUUUCGGAUUGGUGGGUCAUAUGAUGAGAGAAGGAUUUUAGAUGAAAGAUAUUCAAGGGAUAACGUAUAUCCGAGAAAUGCCUUUCAUCGUGACAUUAUUGAUAGGGAUAAUUACCCAACCCCACCCCCACCUCAUCCUCAUGUUGGUAUUUGGCCACAAUCAAGAAGGAGAAAUUACGAAGAAGAAUUCCCGAUUGAUAGGGAAUCAAGGCGACAUGAGAAACCUUACAUUGACCCAUAUCAUGAGAUGGAUACUUUUCAUGAGCCUGAGCUUGAUACUUUUAAGGAAUUUGACAAAUUUCGAGAUGGCUAUCGAAAUAUUGAAAACUAUCGUGAUCAUGGAUUUGACAAAUCUACUAGGCUAGGGGGACGUGAACAGGAUGAGUAUACACAUGAUGAUUAUGAUCAUAGGUCUCGUGCUUCUCAUCAGAGCAGUAGGGAGGAUAGUCGUGAAAGAGACUAUGACUAUGGUCGGAAUAGUUAUGAUUCUGAUUAUGAUAGAGGUGGUAGGAAAGAUGGUAAUUGCAGGAGGCGUGAAUCUCGUGAUCGAGAAAGAGAUCAAAGUCCUUACAGAAGGCAUGAUAGGGAAAGAGGUCACAGUCCGUAUAGAAGGCAUGAACGGUCUCGGUCUCGUGGACGUGAUGACCAUACUAGAUCAAGAUCUCCUCGAGGUCGUAGCCAUGGUCGAAGUCAUCGAGAGGACAGCUUUGAUGAUGCUAGACAUGAAAGGUUUGAGAGAAGACGUGAGCGCGAAGAGAAGCGCCAGCGAGAUCACUACUCUGUGGCACCAUCAGCUACUGUUGUUGUGAAGGGUCUCUCACAGAAAACAACUGAAGAAGAUCUUUAUCAGAUCCUUGCUGAAUGGGGUCCUCUUCGUCAUGUUCGAGUUAUAAAGGAGCGAAAUUCUGGCAUAUCACGAGGAUUUGCUUUCAUUGAUUUCCCUUCUAUGGGAGCUGCAUGUGCUAUGAUGGAGAAGCUUGGAGAUGAUGGUCUUGUUGUUGAUGGCAGGAAGCUUUUCUUCGAGUAUAGCUCACACACCAACCAGGAUACAGACUGUAGUAAGCCAACUGGAGGGGCUGGUGGAGCAUUUGGUCAAGAAGGAUCUGCAAAAGUGGGUAACCAUAGAAGCAUCACAGUGCCGUCUGAUUGGAUGUGUAUUAGUUGUGGCUACAUUAAUUUUGCACGAAGGACAUCCUGCUUUCAGUGUAAUGAAGCACGAUCUGAAGAUUCCCCCCCAGCAGAUGUUUCUCAGUCAAAUCCAACACCUUUGGGAAAAAAAGGAUUAGAAGCUGGUCCUACUCAUGUAUUGGUUGUUCGUGGACUGGAUGAAAAUGCCGAUGAGGAAAUGCUUCGUUAUGAAUUUUCCAAGCAUGCUCCAAUUAAGGACCUUCGCCUUGUUAGAGACAAAUUUACUCAUGUUUCAAGGGGGUUUGCAUUUGUACACUUUCAUUCGGUGGAAGAUGCUACAAACGCUCUAGAAGCAACAAAUGGGACAACACUCGAAAAGAAUGGCCAGAUUCUGAGAGUAGCGUAUGCAAAAAGCAUUCUCGGUCCAGGAUCAGGAACAUCAGGACAUUCUCAGUCAAGUAGUCUUGCUGCUGCGGCAAUUGAGGCAGCGACAUUUUCUCAGCAGUAUGAUGCUGUUGGAUGGGCACCAAAAGAAUACAAUCCAGAUGACAAACAAUCUGUUGGAGGACAGGGGCAAAGCGGUGGGGAUAUUGUAGUCCAAAAAGAGGGCUUGGCUCCACAAUCUGGUUUUGUGUGGGAUGAAGCAUCUGGUUAUUAUUACGAUGCUGCUUCUGGCUUCUACUAUGAUGGAAAUACAGGUCUUUAUUAUGAUAGUAAUAAUGGGGUUUGGUAUUCGUAUGAUGACCAAGCACAGCAGUACAUCCCUUGCACAGAUCAAAAUGACAACAAAACGACGACCAGCCAAUCUGAGCUUUCCAAAGUAUCAGAUGGUUCUAAAGACAGGAAAGUAGUGAUUUCUGCUCCAGCUACUACCUCAACAUCAGAGAAAGGAUCAUCAUUACCGGAUGUUGUCCAGGCUGCUGCAACAGCAGCAAUAGCAGCGGAAAAAAAAGAGAAAGAAAAGUUAAAAGAGAUUAAGCUGGCCUCAAAAAGCAGUAUUCUAGCAAACAAAAAGAAAAUGAAUAAUGUAUUAUCAAUGUGGAAGCAGAGGAGUCAUGAAGGCCAAACAACUCGUGUGGCUUUGGAUGACAGCCAGCCAACUGUAUCAGCUGAAGAUAGAGCUCUUCAUGGUGGACAAGCCUCAAAGAACAAGUUUAAGAGUGAAGUGUUGAGUGUGAAAGAGAAUGUAACGACAAGUACAGGACUUCCUACAACUGUUUUUUCUUCCCAGAAUUCAAGGCCCGUGAGUAACAGUUUGGGUGGGAGUCUGAUGGGUGUCAUAAGGGGUUCUGGAAGAGGAGUGACAAAAUCAGAUCCUUCAUUUUAUGGAUUGUCAACUGGAGUCUCUACCUCUUUAGUUUCCACUGCAAAUGUGGCUGGAUCAGCUCCGUUGGCUAAUCAAGAGAUACCACAUGUUGUGACAUCUUUUAAAAUAGAUGCAUCUGCGUUGGGGUCUUAUACACCACCUGUUUCUGCUGGGAGUGGAAAAAGAAGGUUCUCUGAAAUGCCUCUUCCUGUAGCUUCUGGUCAAAAGGAACAAUUUCAGACGACUUAUAGAGAUCGUGCAGCUGAGAGGAGGAGCCUCUAUGGCUCGUCACUUUCUGUAGGAGAUAAUUUAUCUGACCUUGGUUUUGGGGAUGCGACUCGAGAUUUUGUUCCAAGGAAGGGUUCAUUGGAUCCAAUGCCUUUUCCUCCUGGUGUUGGUGGAGGACGUCCUGCUGGAGAUGCAAUGUUAAGCAGCUAUGAGGUGAUCACAACAGAAAAAGCAAUUGAUGAAAGUAAUGUAGGCAAUCGAAUGCUUCGCAGCAUGGGAUGGCAAGAGGGACUGGGGUUAGGGAAAGAUGGAAGUGGAAUGAAAGAGCCAGUGCAGGCACAAGCGGUGGAAAGUAGAGCAGGACUUGGGAGUAGUAGGCAGAAGAAGUUGGAUCCUAGCCUUGAGGUGCAGGCUGGGGAUAGUUACAAAACUCUCAUUCACAAGAAGGCUCUUGCUAGGUUUAGGGAGAUGUCUUAGAUGAUAUACAUAUAUAUAUAUAUAUAUUUAUUGUCAGUAGAACUGUUUAUUCAAGUGAACUGGGCAAGAAUUGGAUGUAGAAAGGGGUCAUUCAACACUGUAGAGAUGGUUUUAUAAUUUUGCGAUUGAAUUUUAUUAUUUUGUUAUUGAUAAUUAAGAUGGUAUUUGCGAUUGAAAUUUUUAUGAUAUUAAGAUGGAAUUUUUUUUUUACUAAUA